Messenger RNA from Metarhizium album ARSEF 1941, 2457 nucleotides. Its product is annotated as mRNA capping enzyme, beta subunit, structural domain protein. The record is from RefSeq and is a predicted model, not a curated record. The transcript is spliced from 3 exons. Gene Ontology annotation, cellular component: mRNA capping enzyme complex. Lineage: Eukaryota; Fungi; Ascomycota; Sordariomycetes; Hypocreales; Clavicipitaceae. Gene Ontology annotation, molecular function: polynucleotide 5'-phosphatase activity. The coding region runs from base 1 to 2457 and encodes 818 amino acids. Gene Ontology annotation, biological process: polynucleotide 5' dephosphorylation; 7-methylguanosine mRNA capping.
AUGGAUUUGCGUUCUGUGCUCAACACGUCUGACAAUGGCGAACGCGGCCGGCCGAAGGACCCCCCGACACCUCAGCAACAACAUCAAAGCCGCCCAGCCCAAAGUCCUACCCAGUAUGGAUAUCGUGAUUAUGGCCAGCAACCUCCUCAUCUAUCUCCCGGCAAGUCGAUAGGUCAAGACUAUCCCCGACACCCUCCUCACCAGCAAACACCCACUGCGUACCCGCCGCCGGGGCCAUACCAGGCCUCACCUGCACAGUAUCCGCCGCGUGCAUCGCAGUCUCUUCCUCAUCACUCGGGGCCUUUUCAUGAUGCGCGACCUCCCGGAGGCAUGUCCGCGCCUGCGCCCGCGCUCGCGCAGUCGCCGUACCGACCUACGCCUACCGCGACAAAUGCUCCGGGAGGCUCUACAGGAUAUCCUUUCCCUUCCUCCCAAGUUGUCCAAGAGAUGACCAGCCCCGACCAGCGGCAUCAUUACCCCCCCGGCCACUAUGUCCAGCAAUCGCAAAGCCAAGACGUCUAUGCACAAAGAGACGGCGCACACUCGUCUGGAAGUUAUGUGCAACAGCAUCAAGUCCCACAAACACCCCCGAUCAGCACGACUGCCGUCUCGUCACAACAAUUUUUACACCAACGAUCACAAUCUGCACAGUCUACGCCAACACCAACCUCUGCCCAUAGUCAACAACAUUUCGGCCCGCCACAUGCUCACGGCAGUCCUGUUCAGACUUCGCGCCCAAGCGUUGAGUAUCGACAACCUUCACAACCUCCCACACCUCUCGGACCGCCGCAAGCAAACAGUGUUCGGCCAGCACCUCCCCCACCGGGGAGUUUUCCACACCCGCCUAGUCCAUACCAGCAAAGAUUGACGACUAUGGGGAACGGGCCUCAACCGCAGUCACCCGCGUCAGCAAAUGCAACUUUGCGUCGGGUGUCAGGCCCAGGCCAUCAAGAACCUCUAGCAGCGGACCCUCACCAACGUUCCAAGUCUUUCCAGUCUCGAGAGCCUAGCCUGUCAAUUAGCCCCAGGACACGAGUAGCCUCCAUUGCCAGCAUUUCAGACCGAGCGGUGGCGUCCCCCGUGGACAUGGAGAAAAAAUCACUGUCGAUAUCCCAUAGCGCUGUGAUAGACUCAGAUCGCGCCGUCACCCCAGCGAAACGCAAAUUGGAUGACCGGAAUCUCAGUCCCAAGGAGCUGGAGCACAAGGAAACGCGCCCCCCGCCUGGUGAACCGAAUGGCGACCACGCGGACGGUACUCAACCUCCAUCAUCGCAGUCGGCACCGAGGAAAAAUCGCAUUCCCCGAGCGCAGUCACCGGUCUGGGCCCGGACUGUCCACUCACUCGGCGGAAAGAUGCCCAAUCAUGGCAACUUUGUCCUCCAGAAGCGCGCGCACUCACACAUCAAUGGGAAAGUAGAUGGAGGUAGUAAGGCUGAUAGGUCUAGUCGACAUGCUUCCCCUGAGGCUGCACGUACAUCAACAUCCACCGCUUCGAAGGCGGCUCCUGCCGUCGUAGAAACAGGACCACAGGAUAUUUUAGGGCCUUGGGAAGCUAGCAUAACCGGUGUCAAGCCGAUUGACGAGAUAUCAAAAACGGUAGCUGAUUUUGUCUACAUCCACGUCGUGAAUAACCCCGACAUCAAGGAGAUCACGAGCCGGGGCAUUGAAUUUGAGAUCGAAGCGAAGCUUGGUACACUCAUUGACAAGGACACCAACUUUCGUGUGGACAGACUGUUGGACACAGAGUGCGUUCUUCGUGACACGGGUAGAGUCGCGUUCAGAAGCAGCAUGACCGAGGCGCAUCACAAAGCAUUCAACGACUUCUUGAACCAGAUAGUCAUCCAGACAGAUCCACGCGCCCCAAACGGCACCAGUCGUGUUCAAGUUCACUACAAGCACCGGCGCGAAGUCGACCGGUACUUUGAACUCCCUCAAGAUCUGCAGAAUCGUCUGCCGGGGUGUGUGCGGUCCAGGCUAGGGUCUCGCGCCAGAAACGUCAAGGCCAGGGUCACAUAUGAUCAAAAGACUGGCCAGGCGCUCAACAAGAUAAUCAAGGCCAGAGUAGCGGACAUUGAUAUCCACAUGCCGACAAGUCCCAUGGACUGUAGACUCAGUAUCAAUCUAGAGAUGAACUGGGAUGGUCCGGUGGAAGAGCUGGAGCGGCUGGGGCCUACGCAAAACGACAAGACAUCAGACAGGCAAAAAGACCGCUUGAGUUACACUCAAGGGCAUUACCAAAUUGACCUGACACAGGUCACACUAUCAACAUUAGGUCCAUCAAGCACCCAAAAAAUGGAAAAGGAGCAUGAGCUCGAAAUUGAACUGGCGUCGGCGAUUGUCCUUGACCAGGGUGCGAAGGCCAUGGGCGGGGAGGCAAACCGCUACCAGGAACUUAUCGAGGGCUUCCUGGACAAUGUACGAGUGCUAGCGCGAAAGGGACGAGAUUUUGGACCGUGA